Colossoma macropomum (tambaqui) is the source of this 2015-nucleotide messenger RNA. It is a transcript of the gene slc5a9, whose product is annotated as solute carrier family 5 member 9. The transcript is spliced from 13 exons. Gene Ontology annotation, molecular function: D-glucose:sodium symporter activity. The record is from RefSeq and is a predicted model, not a curated record. Gene Ontology annotation, biological process: transmembrane transport. NCBI's taxonomy places the organism in Eukaryota, Metazoa, Chordata, Actinopteri, Characiformes, Serrasalmidae. The coding region runs from base 1 to 1977 and encodes 658 amino acids. Gene Ontology annotation, cellular component: plasma membrane.
AUGACAUCUACACCUGAGCUUGUAACGGGCACUGCGGAGCCUCAGCAGAAUGGAAAGUUUAAACUGGAGAUUCCUGAUAUUGUGGUGAUAGUGGUGUACUUUGUGUUUGUUCUAGCGGUGGGAAUAUGGUCAUCAAUCAGGGCUAACCGUGGGACAGUUGGAGGAUACUUCUUAGCAGGCAGAUCCAUGACAUGGUGGCCAAUUGGUGCUUCUUUGAUGUCCAGUAAUGUGGGCAGUGGCUUGUUUGUUGGAUUAGCAGGGACUGGGGCAGCAAGUGGAAUCGCUGUUGGGGGAUUUGAGUGGAAUGCAGCAUGGGUCCUUGUUGCCUUAGGCUGGAUCUUUGUGCCUGUGUACAUUUCUGCUGGAGUGGUCACCAUGCCCGAAUACCUGAGGAAGAGAUUUGGGGGCCAGCGCAUUCGAAUCUACAUGAGUGUGCUGUCUCUCAUUCUCUACAUCUUCACCAAGAUAUCAACAGACAUUUUCUCUGGAGCUUUGUUCAUUCAGGUGUCGCUGGGUUGGGACCUGUACGUCUCCACUGUAGUGCUGCUUGUAGUCACAGCACUCUAUACUAUAGCUGGUGGGCUGACAGCCGUAAUCUACACUGAUGCCUUACAGACUGUCAUUAUGGUAGUCGGAGCAUUUGCUCUCAUGUUCAUAGCUUUUGCUAAAGUGGGCUGGUAUGAGGGUCUGCUGGAGCAGUAUGGAAAAGCUGUGCCUGCAAUCACUGUUCCUAACACUACAUGCCACCUCCCACGACCAGAUGCCUUUCAUCUCUUCCGCGACCCGGUGACAGGGGACUUGCCCUGGCCGGGGCUGCUCUUCGGACUGACCGUACUGGCUACAUGGGUGUGGUGCGCUGACCAGGUAAUAGUGCAGCGGUCCUUGUCUGCCAAAAACUUGUCGCAUGCCAAAGGUGGCUCUGUGCUGGGAGGCUACCUGAAGAUCCUUCCCAUGUUCUUCGUUGUCAUGCCUGGCAUGAUCAGCAGAGCACUCUACCCAGAUGAGGUGGGCUGUGUGGAUCCUGAUGAGUGCCUUAGAAUCUGUAAAGCUGCUGUAGGCUGCUCUAACAUUGCCUAUCCUAAACUGGUGGUGGAGCUCAUGCCAGUAGGUAUGCGAGGGCUGAUGAUUGCGGUGAUGAUGGCGGCUCUGAUGUCCUCCCUCACCUCCAUAUUCAACAGUAGCAGCACCCUCUUCACCAUGGACAUCUGGCAGCGCAUAAGACGCCAGGCCUCUGAGAGGGAGCUCAUGGUCGUAGGCAGGGUGUUUGUUUUAUUGCUGGUAGUUGUGAGCAUCUUAUGGAUUCCAAUCAUCCAGUCAGCCAACAGUGGACAGCUUUUUGACUACAUUCAGGCCAUAACCAGUUUCUUGGCUCCUCCCAUCACUGCAGUGUUUCUUAUGGCCAUCUUCUGGGGACGAGUGAAUGAACAAGGUGCAUUCUGGGGUCUGAUGGUGGGUCUAGUUAUAGGGGUCACACGAAUGGUAUUGGAGUUUGCUUAUGGCACCCCUUCCUGUGGGGAGAAGGACUUGCGGCCGGAUCUUCUGAAAGACGUGCACUACCUCUACUUUGCUCUCAUUCUGCUAGCUCUGACAGGCCUGGUCAUUAUUGUAGUGAGCCUCUGCACUGCCCCCAUUCCAGACCAACAUCUUAUUCGUUUAACCUGGUGGACAAGAUACAGCAAGGAGCAGCGUGUAGAUCUGGAGGAUCCGUGGGCAACCCCACCUGCAGCAGAAGACCCCAACCCUGCUGGCUCUGACUCACAGCUGGAGCAGGACAGGCCUUCGUGCUGGAGGCGUGUGGGAAUGUGGCUGUGUGGGCUGUCUGAAGCACCCGGGCCGAAGCUAAGCUCAGCUGAAAAGCAGGCUCUGGAGAAGAAGCUGACCAGCAUUGAGGAAAACCACAUCUGGAAAAAUGUUUGCAAUAUUAAUGCCGUCAUUCUGCUCACUGUUAAUGUGUUUCUUUGGGGCUACUUUGCUUGAGAAUAACAAUUAGAAAUACAUGGCAAAUAUCUGCUUUA